CUGGAUCUUGUACUCUAUAUGGUGCUAAUGUAAUAUUGGGUGGAGAAGCAGGAAUUCUAUUCCUUGGUUGUUGUAACUUACAGAUUCAUCACAUGCACUAGCUACUCGUGUCACUUGUGACACUGCAUCUUCUAGUCCCUGAACAAUGACAGUCUCUAAAGGCACUGCCUCUUGACUAUCAGAGGCGGACACUAACAGGGGAGAAGAUAUUUCCUCCCCUUUUGCUUUGCUCAACUCCUCCUUUACAUCACUAGCUGCCUUUUCUAGGGCACUCAGCUCCACCUCCUGUGGUGCCACCCUGGGAAUUCCUUUUCCUAUCUUCAAACUGCCGGUAUCUUCUGUACUGCUAACUUCCUCUUCUGACUCUCCCCGUGGCUCUUCAGACUCAAUCUCCAACUCCGCUCCUAAAGGAUAUUGAGGUUGAGCUUCCUGGUUCAGACACUGCUGCCCCCAUUGUGAUCUGAGAGCCCAGGCUGAGCAGCUGCUGCUCCCCCAGCGGGAUCGGGGCUGGGGAGUGACCAUGAGUAAAGCUUCCUCUGCGUCCAGCCAAGAGUCAAGAACAUCUGUCUGCGAGGAAAGAGUCGGGGGGAAUUGUCAUGUGACGUUACUGUCCUGUUUUGACAAGUCCCCUUUUUGCCCUGACAGGCUGCAGCGUUACAUACCAUACUUCCAGGGACCAGGGAAGGGAAAUGGCUGCCGUGGAGCCAGUUCUGGGUUUCCAGUUUCCAAACCCGAUGUCAUCUCCCAGCUGGAACGAGGGGAAGAGCCGUGGGCCCCAGCUCUCCAGGGCUCAGAGGAAAGCGAGAUCCUGCUAGGCAGCUGCAUGGCAGGUGAGGGGAUGGUGAGCGAGACCAUGGAGCAGAAUCCUCAGCAGGAAGAGGAGCAAGUGGAAGCGCAUGGGGCAUUGUUGCAAAGAUGCAAAGGGAGUGUGUCCAGGAGUUGUGAGCAGGGAAAAGGCUCUCAGGGGCAGCACAGGCCAGAGAAGUGGCAGGGAAACCAGCCAGCGCAGAAAGUUGGAAUAUCUGUUAAUUAUCGGGGAACUCACAAAGGCCUCAAGGAAACCAUGGUGCAGCAGAGAAUCCUGAUGGGAGAGAGAAAUAACACGGGCUUUGAGUGUGGGAAAAAGUUCAGGAGGCGCUCACACCAUCAGAGAAUCCACACCCGAGUGAGACCCCAUGAAUGCCGCGAGUGUGGGAAAACCUUCGCUUGGAGCUCAACCCUUAUUGCACAUCAGAGGAUCCACACCGGAGAGAAACCCUAUAAAUGCCGUGAGUGCAGGAAAACCUUCGCUCGGAGCUCACACCUUAUUGCACAUCAGAGGAUCCACACAGGAGAGAAACCCUAUAAAUGCUGUGAGUGUGGGAAAACCUUCGCUUGGAGCUCAACCCUUAUUGCACAUCAGAGGAUCCACACCGGAGAGAAACCCUAUAAAUGCCGUGAGUGCAGGAAAACCUUCGCUCGGAGCUCACACCUUAUUGCACAUCAGAGGAGCCACACAGGAGAGAAACCCUAUAAAUGCCGUGAGUGCGAGAAAACCUUCGCUCAGAGCUCACACCUUACUGCACAUCAGAGGAUCCACACAGGAGAGAAACCCUAUAAAUGCUGUGAGUGUGGGAAAACCUUCCAUCACAACUCUUCUCUUAUUUAUCACCAGAGAAGCUGCAAGGGAGAUAAACACCAUGAAAAUCUUGUCUAGGGUCUCAGAAAAGAUUGUUUUUUCCUUUUGCUAAUUCCCAGGUAGUGAACUUUAAGGCAGCAUUUGUGGCAUCUCAGCUCCUUCAGGUGAGUUGUCUGCUUUUCUCUUUUGCAGCUCACCUUUCCUUGGAGUGAAGCCCACAGUGUUUUUCAUCAACUCCUUUGUUCUGUGUCAUGGAAGUGUGUGUCCCUCCAAGAGGAAUGUCCGUCAGCCCCAGGUGGGGGAACGAGGAGUGACCUUUACUCGGUACAUGGAGGUUAAAUCUACCUGGGCCUUGACUCCACUAGGGUUUUCCAUGGAGUUAGCUAGAUUGAGUUAGCGAUCCUGAUAUAAAAACACAACUAUUUUUUUCAAUAAAGAAAAUAGCCCAUAGAGCUGCCAGGGUAAUGUAGCAAAUUUCCUCACCACCGGAUAUAACCUCCAUCAUUUUUCCUAGUCUAACCAAAUUUGGAGCAUCAUGUUUAUACUUUUCCUUCCACUGCACAGUGAUUGUUAGUCACCAGGACAGAUUGCCUCAUUCCCAGUUGUUCCCACGUUGCACUGGGUUCUGCUGAAUAGCAGUUGGGUUUUGUACCAUUUUUCUCCUAAGAACAUAAGAAUGGCCGUACUGGGUCAGACCAAAGGUCCAUCCAGCCCAGUAUCCUGUCUGCUGACAGUGGCCAAUGCCAGGUGCCUCAGAGGGAGUGAACCUAACAGGCAAUGAUCAAGUG
Molecule: messenger RNA, 2406 nt
Organism: Chrysemys picta bellii (western painted turtle)
Lineage: Eukaryota; Metazoa; Chordata; Testudines; Emydidae
Source: RefSeq, a predicted model, not a curated record